Messenger RNA from Trematosphaeria pertusa, 3060 nucleotides. RefSeq names its product glycoside hydrolase family 115 protein. The transcript has 4 exons. Lineage: Eukaryota; Fungi; Ascomycota; Dothideomycetes; Pleosporales; Trematosphaeriaceae. The record is from RefSeq and is a predicted model, not a curated record. Bases 143 to 3040 code for a protein of 965 amino acids.
AUGCCAUGAAACAAGAUGCGCUUCGCAAGGCUUGAACCAGCUAAAUUGUGGAGACUCCGCCUAACCCCACCUAGGGUGGGGAUUUCGGCGAGGACUUUCCAAGACUCCUCGACUAACAACUCACACGAGCAGCUCUCAAAGGAUGCCGAUGUUCGAACCAACUUUCGCAGGGCAUCAACUCGCACCUGGCUGCGCCAGCCUCGUCGAUGCUCCAAUCAUUAUCUCCGAUUCCGACUACGAGGGAGUCCUCAUAGCAGCGGAAACUCUGUCGGCCGAUUUCGCAAGAGUCACGGGCGACGCGCCGAACCUAAUCAUUUCAGAGCCUGGCAUCAGGACUAAGUAUGGAAUAAUUGCUGGUAGCCUGGAGAAAUCGUCCGUCAUCCACAGUCUCGUCUCCAGUGGGAAACUAGACCCUUCGAGCAUCAGAGGGAAAUGGGAGUCAUAUAUUACGACGCUGGUUGAGAUGCCAUGGGAAGGAUGCGAGAAGGCUGUUGUUAUUUGCGGCAGCGAUAAGAGAGGGACAAUAUUCGGGAUAUAUUCGCUGUCGGAGCAGAUCGGGGUGUCGCCAUGGUACUGGUGGGCAGACGUCCCGAUAAAAAAGAGCUCCACCAUAUACGCAUACAACGUCGAAACCCACGCCGGGCCCCCUUCCGUCAAAUACAGAGGAAUAUUCGUUAACGACGAGGCGCCCGCCCUAUCGGGUUGGGUCCACGAGAAGUACGGCCCAAAGUACAACGCAGAGUUCUACAAGUGCAUCUUCGAACUUCUCUUGCGCCUUAAAGCGAACUUCCUCUGGCCAGCUAUGUGGUUCGGCUUCCCGCAUCCCGGAAAUAACUUCUUCAUGGACGAUCCUUUGAACCAGGAGCUUGCUGAUCGGUAUGGCAUUGUGGUGUCGACGUCGCAUCAUGAGCCGAUGCAGAGGGCGAUGAAUGAGUGGUUUGAUAAGCCGUAUCACAUGCCGGAGAAGAGCUGGAGCUGGGUUAAGAAUAAGCAGCUGAUUACCGAAUAUUUUCGCGAGGGAGCAGAGAGGGCGAAGGCUUUUGAAAGUUAUGUAACGGUGGGGAUGAGAGGGGAUGGAGAUCGGGAGAUGGAUGUGGAGAAUCCUGAGGAGGUGCUGAGGGAGGUGCUGGAUACGCAGAGGGAGAUUAUACGGGAGGCUUAUGGGAAGGAGGAUGGAGUUCCUCAGCUCGUUGCGCUGUACAAGGAGGUGCAAGAGUAUUACGAGAAUGGCUUGGAGAUCCCUCAAGACGUCACCUUACUUUUCGCAGACGACAAUUUCGGGACCAUACGAAGACUUCCCACUGGUGAGGAGAGAAAGCGUAAAGGAGGCGCUGGCAUAUACUAUCACCUCGAAUACGUCGGCGAGCCGCGAAGCUAUAAGUGGCUCAAUAGCAAUUCACUCGCAAAAGUAUGGCAGCAGCUUGAUUUAGCCCAUCGCCGCGGCGCGAACCGGAUAUGGGUCUUCAAUGUUGGUGACAUCAAGCCACUGGAGAUUCCGAUAUCCUUCGUGAUGGGCCUCGCCUGGAAUGCCGAUGCCCUUCCACGAGGUCAGCUACCGACCUUCUUUAAAGCCUUCUCUGAGCAGACCUUUGGCGGUGGCAUUGCAGAUCAAUGCGUAGAUAUGCUUCUCAGAUACGACAAGCUUAUCGCUAUGCGGAAGCACGAACACAUCGAGCCCGAAACCUUCUCGAUUAUCAAUUAUCGUGAAGCAGACACUAUCCUUGAACGAUGGCAAUCACUGCUCCACGAUGCCGAAACGCUCUACACCCGUAUCUCCACCGCAAUGCAACCCUCGUUCUUCCAACUCGUCCUCCAUCCCAUAAAAGCGGCCACCAUCUACGUCCACCUCCAAAUCACGCGGGCUAGAAACCAGCUCUACGCCCUCCAACGCCGCACAUCCGCAAACCACUACUUCGACCUCGCCAUCUCUCUCUUCAAGCAAGACUUCCACCUCAGCCAAGAAUACCACUCCCUCCUCGACGGGAAAUGGAACCACAUUAUGCAGCAACCACAUCUCGGAUACCGCGAUACAUGGCACGCACCCUCGCGCGAUAUGAUUAGCGGACUGUGUCUCGUGCAGGCGGGACAGGACUCUAAUCCACUUGUGGGAAAUAUUGGAGUCGUGGUGGAGGGGCAUGAGGGUGUGAGACCGGGAUUGUGCAAUGAGGAGAGUGAUCGGACGCAUCCGAGUCGGAGAGAUUUGGUGCCCGGGAUUACGGUGCCGGUUGUGGAGCCGUAUGGGCCGAAGAUGUUCUUUGAGCUGUAUUCGAGGAGUAGCAGGGUGGUAAAGUGGAGCCUGAGGAGUCCGGUGGAGUGGUUGCAUGUCGAGCCUGCUGAGGGAGUCAUGGAUCCGAAAGUUCCCGAGCACGAUGUGAGGAUCUCGGUAUCGGUCGAGUGGGCCAAGGUGCCAGAGGCUUUUGAUGACGAAGUCCUGGUUGUUCUGGAAAGCGAUCUCGGCGAUUACGAGAACGUUCACGUCCCCGUUAUCAACCGCCGCGUAACUGAUUCCUUCAUCGGACACGUCGAAUCCGAUCGACAUGUCUCCAUCCCGGCUACUCGGUUCACAGACGCAGCGCCUGGCGCUGUAAUAAAUCCUCAUCUCGGUCGCGAGGAGUCAGGCGCUGUAUAUGUCUCACUGCAAGAUACCAUAGACGAAGCGACUUGCACCCUCCGCUAUCCCUUCUACACCUUCACCUCCGCGCCAAAAGCCACCUUCUCCUUCUACUUCGCUCUCACUCUCGACACCGAUCCAAGCUCGGCUCUGUCAUACAACUUCUCACUUGAAGGCCGCCCAGCCGAAUCCCACCGACUUGUUCAAUCUCCGCGAAAAGCAGGCGAGCUGCCUCCUGAUUGGUCGGCGUCGGUGAUGGACUGCGCCUGGACGAGGAGACAUGAAGCCGACAUGUCCGAGACUGGGAACCAUGUUUUGACGAUCAGUUUGAGGGAUGGGAAUAUAGCUUUGGAGAAGAUUGUUGUGGACUUAGGUGGUGUGAGGGAGAGUUAUUUGGGACCGCCCGAGAGUUAUUACUUGAAAGCGUGACUACGGGUAAUCAUGUGAUG